AUGGUUAAGGGUUCUUUUAAAUAUUCUUGGGUGUUGGAUAAACUGAAAGCUGAACGUGAGCGUGGUAUCACUAGCGAUAUUGCCUUGUGGAGGUUUGAAACCAAAAAGUACAAUGUCACAGUUGUUGAUGCACCUGGUAAUCGGGAUUCCAUCAAGAAUAUGAUCACAGGAACAAGUCAAACUGAUUUUGCUAUACUGAUUGUUGCUGCUGGUGAGUUUGAGGCCGGUAUUUCUCAGAAUGGCCAAACUAGAGAACACUCUCUGUUGGCAUACACGCUGGGUGUCAAACAGUUAAUUGUCGCAAUCAAUAAGAUGGACUCCACUGAACCUGCCUUCUCUGAGAAUCGAUACAAGGAAAUUAUCAAAGAAGUAUCUGGAUACAUCAAGAAAGUCGGGUUUAACCCUGCUGUGGUCCCGUUCGUACCUAUCUCUGGGUGGCACGGUGAUAAUAUGAUAGAAAAGAGUCUCAACAUGCCAUGGUUUAAAGGUUGGGACAUUGCAAAAACGAAGGAGGGGAAAAGCCUAAAUGACUCAGGUCAUACACUUAUAGAUGCAAUAGAUAAAAUGGAACCUCCAUCUAGACCAACAAAAAAUCCUCUCCGAAUUCCGUUGCAAGAUGUCUAA
This is a messenger RNA of Schistosoma turkestanicum, 624 nucleotides long. The record is from the annotation of a GenBank genome assembly. Lineage: Eukaryota; Metazoa; Platyhelminthes; Trematoda; Strigeidida; Schistosomatidae.